AUGUUAUCUCGCUCUAAUGAUGCCCGUCAUUUGACGGAUAAAAGCUUAGCGCCUUUUUACCGCAAUCGAAGGAGAUUGCCUGGGAAACAGCGUCAGUAUGAAUCUUCCAGUAAAGCCAAACGACAGCUGGUCAAGAGGAAUCCGCCGUCGUCUUCUGGUAGAAUCGACACACUUCCACUCGAAAUGGAAGUAAGCUCAACAAGUAAAAAGAAGACGCCCGGGUCAAGGACCUAUCGUUAA
Molecule: messenger RNA, 240 nt
Organism: Protopolystoma xenopodis
Lineage: Eukaryota; Metazoa; Platyhelminthes; Monogenea; Polystomatidea; Polystomatidae
Source: the annotation of a GenBank genome assembly